CGCCCUUGUCGCUGCCACGAUCUCCGAGGCCUCCGGCUUGCAUCCUAUUGCCGCGCCAUGAUCAGCAUGGAUGGGGUGCCUCGGCCGCAGGCCACGCCGGAGACCCCUGACGCGGAGAUGGACACUGGCGAGGACAUGUACGCGGGCUCCGCUGCGGCUGCGAACUGCGCGGGCGGCGAGGUUUCGCGGCACUCGAGGCUCGCGCGCAAGGCGGAGAGCGCGCGUCAGGCGCGGCUUCGCCACAAGCAGUUUGUGCAGGAGCUGCAGGAGCAGGUCUCGACGCUGACGAACCGGAUCGCUCAGCUCGAGUCGCAGCCGUCGGCCUUUGCGGCGGUGCACGAGCUGCGGGGCGCGCUGAGCCAGGAGCAGCUGACCACGCUGCUGGGCUGGCGCCGCCGCCCCCUCCCCCCCCCCAUCACUCUCAGGCUGCGUGCCCGUCAACUCCGGGUCAGAGCCGAUGAGCUGAGACGCGGCGCGGCGUGUACAUGCCGCCGCUGCCGCCGCUGCCGAUGGCGCCGGCCGCCGCUGCUCGACACGCUUCGCGACCCCUGUCAGUGGCGCGGGCAUGCGCGCUUGUGUGUGACGGAGGCGGUGCGGAGUUUCUCUCUCUCCACCUCCCCCUCCCGGCUCGCAUGCCCAUGGGUCGUGCAUGACGCGUCUGAGCAACUGAGCCUCAAGCUCAACCCCACACCCCCUUGCCCCCUGCAGCUGCACCACCCACCCCCACCACCACUGACUGGUUCGAGUGUGUACGUGUCGUGCGCGUAGGCAUUUUUAUUCUUAGGAGGUCAAUUUAACU
Molecule: messenger RNA, 799 nt
Organism: Emiliania huxleyi CCMP1516
Lineage: Eukaryota; Haptophyta; Isochrysidales; Noelaerhabdaceae
Exons: 5
Biological process (GO): regulation of DNA-templated transcription
Molecular function (GO): DNA-binding transcription factor activity
Source: RefSeq, a predicted model, not a curated record